Nezara viridula (southern green stink bug) is the source of this 318-nucleotide messenger RNA. The record is from the annotation of a GenBank genome assembly. NCBI's taxonomy places the organism in Eukaryota, Metazoa, Arthropoda, Insecta, Hemiptera, Pentatomidae.
AUGAAGAUUCGGGGUGAAAGCGUUUUUAAAAUAUUUUUUUUUAAACUUGAGAAAAAAUAUAAAAAAUAUUUUAUGACUCAUUGGGAAAUCAAUUUAUUUAAAGUAAAAAUGAAAAAAGAUGAAUUUGAAAUGAAGUCAGCCAUUCUACAAGUAAAACAAGUACAGAAUAUACUAAAAAGAAAUAUGAAUGUGAUGCCUGUGGAAAGUUAUAUACAUACUCAUCUGGGCUGUACCAACAUAAAAGGUUUGAUUGCUUCAAAGAACCACAAUUUGAAUGUCCUUAUUGUUCCCAUAGAUCAAGGCGAAAAGGUGAUAUGA